Messenger RNA from Gallus gallus (chicken), 12838 nucleotides. RefSeq names its product HIVEP zinc finger 3 (gene HIVEP3). Gene Ontology annotation, molecular function: DNA-binding transcription factor activity, RNA polymerase II-specific; RNA polymerase II cis-regulatory region sequence-specific DNA binding; zinc ion binding. The transcript has 10 exons. Bases 1317 to 8663 code for a protein of 2448 amino acids. Lineage: Eukaryota; Metazoa; Chordata; Aves; Galliformes; Phasianidae. Gene Ontology annotation, cellular component: nucleus. The record is from RefSeq and is a predicted model, not a curated record. Gene Ontology annotation, biological process: regulation of transcription by RNA polymerase II.
AGACUCAUAGUGGGAAAAGACAAGAGAGGCUUUGGCUGGCUUUGGAUCCAGAAAACAGCUGCUGAUUAGAGGCUGCGUCUUCAGGCUGAAUUUAUUACAUAUUUUUCAGCAGCAGGGAUUCUAGGAGGAAGCUUCCGUUUGGGUUUCUUGAGCACGGUUUAUUUUUAUUCAGAGGAAUAACAGAGGAAGGAUUUGUUCCGGCUGGAGCAUGCUCACAACCUGCGAGAUCUCCCAUUAUUAAACUGCCUACUUUGGGGCUUUAAUGUACAUGUGUUUUUUUUUUUUUUCCCCCCAUUAUUUUUUUAUCAUUAGCGUUAUUAUUAUUAUUUGGCAGCGGGCAUCUCUCUCUCUCUUUCUAUUUUUUUUUUUUUUAAUAAUUUAUUUCGAAAGAAAGCUGAUCUCGUAAUGAGCUUUCUCCUUCCUCACUCGAAACAGGUGCUAAUGAAAGAAUGCAAAUAGCACCGCCUGAGCCGAACAUCUCAUAAAGACGGGAGCAGCGCGGAGCGCGGAUCGCUGCCGGCCCCCACCCCAGGCUCCCUCUCCCAGGUCACCGCACGGACACCCUGAGCCUCCUCGAAGUGCUGGAGAUGAACCCAUAGCAGUGGGCAGCAGACCAUUUCUACUCCUUACCAAGACCAUUUUGAAUCCUAAUCCUGGCUUCCGAAGUACUUGCAGCCCGUCCCAGCCUGGUAUCAGCCGCACUUUUAGCUGAAUUAAAUCUUGGGCAAACGAGGGAGAGACACCAUCAAAAUUACAGGCUAUCAAGUCCACUAAAUGUUGGAAAUGCUUUUCCAAGGCUUUUGAACUCAGAAGUGGAACAGAAGGAAGACACAGGGGGACACACACCGUUCAGCGUUAUUUUCCUUGCACAGGAAAAAAAGAUCAUUAUGAGAUGAGUGCUACAGUCUCAAGUUUUCAAAGGUUUGCAUAACAAACAAGAGACACAUUGUGGGUUGCAUCUUGACUUUGAAGGCUUGCCACUGUCAACUGAAAUAAAAUGGCAAGGUUUAAAGCCUUAACCAAGUUCACAAGGAAAAUAUUUGGACUAAAAGUUUUGGAAAGUUUUCUCUCUUUGAAGUAGUUUGUCAUGUGUUACCAAUGUGAACUUUAUUGACCUUGAAACGUUUUUUUUUUUUGAGUCAAAUAGCAACUAGUGACACUUUAGUAAAAUCUUAAAUCAACAACCAUCUCCUGGCGACUCCAGCUUCGUAACAAAUGCAGGCAAAACAGGGAAUCUGCAGAAGAGACCUUUAUUAUUCGUAAAUGAAGCCUGCCAAAACCUUCCCGAAAUAGCAUUCAAAGACCCUUUUAAGGUCAUGGAUCCUGAACAAAGCCAGAAGAGCACAAAAAAGGCUGAGGAAAGUCCAAGAAAGAGGCUUCCCAAAGGAGAGGCUUUCCAAGCCAGUAUUUCAUCUGCAGCUACGUAUCAGGGCAGCUCCGCUUCUUCGCAAGGAACCCCUCUCCGAGAUCUCAUAUCGCAGCAGCACUUUUCUGGCUCUUUGCCGAUUCCAAGGGAGGAAUCUCAGGAGAAGACUGGACAUCAGAAGCAACCUAAGCCUUCCUCUUUCGAACACCCUCCCCACGUCUCGCAGCUUCAGCAGCACGCACUGUCACCAGCAUUCAUGUCUCCUGGGAAACCCGAGCACGUCCUUGAAGGGCCCACAUGGCAGCUAGUUGAUCCCGUAAGACCAGGUCCCUCUGGCUCCUUUCCAUCGCCCGGGCUUCAUGCACACCACGGCCAGAUCUUACCUUCCCAUUCACCGAUCAUUCCUGGAGAGGACAUGCCGUCCGUUCAAAAGGUCUACAUCCCUCGCCCUUCACAGGUUCCCUUAAAACAAGCUGAGGAAGUGCACAAGAAGGAAAAGAAACCUCAGAAGCCAGGCAAAUACAUUUGCCAGUACUGCAGCAGGCCUUGUGCGAAGCCAAGUGUGCUCCAAAAACAUAUCAGGUCACACACAGGUGAGAGGCCGUACCCUUGCAUUCCAUGUGGCUUUUCUUUUAAGACUAAGAGCAAUUUGUAUAAACAUAGGAAAUCUCAUGCUCAUCGAAUAAAAGCUGGGCUGGCCUCAGGGAUAGGAGCAGAGAUGUAUCCGUCAAGCUUGGAAAUGGAGAGGAUUGGUGGGGAGGACUUUGAGGAGCCAACAGAAGGAGAAAGCACAGAUUCGGAGGAGGAGACGGGAGCGAUGUCGGGUCACCCUGCAGAACUCUCCCCCAGGCAGAAGCACACCCUGCUGUCCAGCAGCCUGCUGAGCGCCGGGAGCCAAGGCUCCAGCCACGACCGCUGUUCCCUGUCCCAUUCCAGUAUGUCUCAGUCGCUCGAGGACAGCAGCCAGUUUGCAGAGCCGCCAUCUGACCAAGCUCUGAGCCAUAAAUCGGAAGAUACCCACACAAUAAAGCAGAAGCUCGCACUCCGCUUAAGUGAACGGAAGAAGGUCAUAGAUGAACAAGCUUUCCUGAGCCCGGGGAGUAAAGGAAGUACUGAGUCAGGCUACUUCUCCAGGUCGGAAAGUGCAGAGCAGCAGAUCAGCCCCCCAAAUACCAAUGCAAAAUCUUAUGCAGAAAUUAUUUUUGGGAAAUGUGGUAGAAUUGGGCAAAGGACUGCAAUGUUGUCUACAAACACAACGCAGGGGUUUCCGCAUCUCUCUACUGAAGAGAAACCCAGUAUGGUACCAUUGUCUGUGCCUAGAACACAGGUUAUUGAACACAUCACUAAACUAAUUACAAUUAAUGAAGCCGUUGUAGAUACCAGUGAAAUAGAUAGUGUUAAGCCUAGAAGAAGCUCUUUAUCUAGACGUAGCAGCAUUGAAUCUCCAAAGUCUGCUGCUUACAGGGAACCAUUUCAGUUUGAUAUCAAGUCUGGUUCCAGUAGCCAGUUGGAUGCCUCAAAAGCGUUGACAUCCCAUGGUGAAAAAAUGAAGCCCGAACAAUCAUUGUUGUCACUUCAGCAAUCCCACAGUGCCACAGAGACAGUGCCUCUCCUAAGAAGCCACUCAAUGCCUUCUGCUGCAUGCACUAUAAGCUCCCCACACACCUUUAGAGGUAGCUAUUCAUUUGAUGAUCACAUCAUGGAGCCUGAAGUCUUAAGCCGCAGUCAAGCAUUUUCUUCUCAUCCUCGAAUGCUAAAACGACAACCAGCUAUCGAGCUACCUUUGGGAGUAGAAUAUGUCACGGAGGAGGUUAGCUCUGCGAGCAAAGAAACUGUUUCCAAACCUCCAGAGGAGCCUGAAACCAAGGAAAGCGAUCUUACCAAAAAAUCACGGAAGGGGCCGAAAGUUAAAGGGUUCAUGUAUGAAUGUAAUGUAUGUGGUGCUCGGUAUAAGAAAAGGGAUAAUUAUGAAGCCCAUAAGAAAUACUACUGUUCAGAACUGCAGCUCUCAAAGCCACGUUCUUCCACUUCCCAUACCUCUUCAGAGACUGAGAAAAAUGUCAUGGAUCCUGAGACAUGGCCCCAGGUGAUGCAUUACAAGCUAGGGAGCACUUUGGAGCUUACCCCGCUCCGAAAACGGCGAAAAGAGAAGAGCCUGGGUGAUGAUGAGGACCCUCCAGCUUUUGAGCUGUCGGAUACUCCCUCCUCCAGCACUGGGCCAGGGGCUCAGUUUGCAAACCUGGCAUCAUCUGAUGUUGCUUUAAACCUAACCCGUGAAUCCAUGAAGUCACCAGCAGACCCAGGGAAAUCUGCACCUUCUGAUGUCAGUGCCAGCUUCCACUCCAGGAAUACCAAACUGGUUUCGAGCACGGAGGGCAAAGAGAGAAGGACAACCUCAAAGGAGAUCUCUGUCAUCCAGCACACGAGCUCCUUUGAGAAGUCCGACUCCAUCGAGCAGGUGAGCGGCUUGGAGGGCGAAGAGAAGCCCACACCGCAGUACCCAUCUCAGCCAACCACGCAGCACAGCCGCCCACAUCACUCCCUGCAGCCCAAGCUGGUGCGACAGCCCAACAUCCAGGUCCCAGAGAUUCUGGUCACGGAAGAGCCCGACAGACCAGAAACGGAGCCAGAGCCUCCUCCAAAAGAGCCAGAAAAAACAGAGGAAUUUCAAUGGCCACAGAGAAGCCAAACGCUUUCUCAGCUCCCUGCAGAGAAACUCCCACCAAAAAAGAAGAGGCUGCGGCUGGCAGAAAUGGCUCAGUCCUCUGGAGAGUCCAGCUUCGAGUCGGUCUCUCUCACCAGAAGCCCGAGCCAGGAGAGCAGUGUAUCCCAUGGCUCCAGCCAUUCUGUGUCAUUCGAUCGGGAAGAUCACAGCAAAACAGAGCCUGGCAGCCAGCCUCCCGAAUCCCACUCCAAGCCUCCAGGUGUUGGCUCCCACAUGUUGAUGGUCCCAAGCCACCACCACCACCAUUCCAGGGAGAUGCGGAGAUCUGCCUCCGAGCAGACACCCAAUGUGUCCCAUGUUUCCCAGAUGUCGGAGACCCGCAGCAAGUCCUUUGACUAUGGGAGCUUGUCCUCCACGCCUGCCUCCACUCCCGGCCCCUCCACCUCCUCGGCUCCCCAGGAGAGGAGGAAAUGCUUUCUUGUGAGGCAAGCAUCCCUCACCAGGCAUCCAGAGCACGAGCCAGACCCAGCCCCAGCAGGCCGACCAGAGGCAGAAGACCCAGUUCCUUCCUUGAGCAAAUCUCCCUCGACAAGUUUGCCCCAUCAGCCGCCAUCUUCAUCCCCUUUGCCCUCUCACGGUACCUACCCAAGCGAUAAGAGCCAGCCAAAAGACAGCCCCCAGCCUGCAUAUACCCAGCCCUACACAGAAGCCCUGCAGGUCUUCCACCCCGUCCCCCAGCUAACACUGCACGAAAAGCAUUUCCUCUCCCCACAAGUUUCCAUCUUCCCCUACCAGCCCCUCCUGCCCCAGCCGGGGCAGCCUGCAGAGCUCUUUGCUGCACACACCAUGUCCGAUCUCCUCUCCGCGCAGCUCACCGUGCCCCAGCUUCCCCCUUCCAUCUUCCAGACCCCUCCGCUGCCCCUCCAGCAGACGUUGCUGCACCCAGGCCCCCUGCACCUCGCUCCACCGCUGAUUCCGCACCCCACUGAGGUACCCUUCAGGCAGCACCCCUCCUUCCUGCCGGUGCACUACCCCAGCUCCUCGCCCAUCUCCUCUGCCUUUUUCCUGCCUCUUCAGUCUCAGUUUGCUCUCCAGCUGCCAGAAGCUGGGGGACAUUUACCGCAGCUCAAAUCCAGCUUAUUCCCAGCAGCAGGGACCUCCAGCCUUUCCCCGUGCACAGAAUACAGCUCGGACACUCGGUUGUACCCCCUGACCCGCACAACAAGUCCUUCAGUGCCCGUGUCCACAGCUCAGCUCAUCGUCCCCACACGGUCGGACCCUGUGGUGUCCCUCGUGGUCCCCGUCCGCAUUCAGACCAACAUGCCGUCCUACGGGAGCGCCAUGUACACCACGCUUUCCCAGAUCCUGGUCACUCAAUCCCAGUGCAGUUCCUCUUCUAUCGUUCUCCCCAAAUUCGAUGAUUGCCAACCCAAGGGCACCCUGGUCUGCAGUGCUGAUGUGCAUGGCCUUGGGUUUGAUCUAGCACAGAUGAUCACAGAGGAGCAAAGGAUUUUCCAGAGCCCAUAUCUGAGGGUGCCCUUACCCCUACCGGAGCGAAAGGGCUGCAUCCCGCUCACCUCCCCAGCAGACAGCGUCCUCGGGCUGGAGGGAGGCCCAUCCACCGUUGGUGGAAGCAAGAGGAUGCUCUCUCCAGCGGGCAGUUUGGAGCUGACGAUGGAAACGCAGCAGCAGAAAAGAGUGAAAGAGGAGGAGGUGUCAGAAGCAGAGGAGAAGUUGGAAGUGGUGAAGCCACCCAGUGCAAUAGAGGAAGGGAAAAAGCAGGAUAAAGCUCACUUUCUUACCGAAAGCCAAGGCAGGGUUGAGGUUGAAACACCACCUAGUUUGUCCUUAGAGCAGUCGGAGCUAAAGGAAACCCCGAGUACUUUGCAACAAGCUGUGUCCCGGUCCGGUUCUCCAAGCUUUGAGGCGCUGGAGGAGUAUCAGCAGCCAGCUGGCAAGCAGCCCCUUGGCAAGGCACCUUUACAAAGCGUGAAGAAAGAAGACUCCAAAGAGCCAGUGGAGCAGCCUCCACCAAGCCCUCCAAGCCCUGCACCUCUGUCCGAGGUCCCUUCAAGUGCAAUGAAGUCUCGAGAAGGUACGGAUAUGAAGAAGGUACUUCAGUUCCCCAGUCUCCACACAACCACUAAUGUCAGUUGGUGCUAUUUAAACUACAUAAAGCCAAAUCACAUCCAGCAAGUCGACCGGCGGUCUUCAGUGUAUGCCAGCUGGUGUAUUAGCUUGUAUAACCCCAACCUUCCGGGUAUAUCCACUAAAGUCGCCCUGUCCCUCCUGAGGUCCAAGCAGAAGGUGAGCAGGGAAACCUACACCAUGGCUACUGCUCCACGGCCAGAGGCAGGCAGGCUUGUCCCGUCCAGCUCCAGGAAGCCCAAAAUGACAGAGGUUCAUUUGCCUUCGCUCCUUUCUAAUGAAGGUCGAAAAGAAAUAACUAGAGCUGAGAAGGAAGAGGAUAAAAGAGGAAAACCAGAAGAAGAGGCUGUUGUAACCAAAAGAGGGGAGCCAGUCAGGAUCAAGAUCUUUGAAGGAGGGUACAAAUCAAACGAAGAGUAUGUGUAUGUGCGAGGCCGUGGAAGAGGGAAGUAUGUAUGUGAGGAGUGUGGAAUUCGCUGCAAGAAACCCAGCAUGCUGAAGAAACACAUUCGCACGCACACAGACGUCAGGCCAUAUGUCUGCAAGUACUGUAACUUUGCUUUUAAAACCAAAGGGAAUCUGACUAAGCAUAUGAAGUCAAAAGCCCACAGCAAAAAAUGUCAGGAGAUGGGCGUGUUGGUAUCUUCACUGGUGGAUCUGGAAGCCGAAGAAGGAACCAGUGAAGACCUAUUCCAGGACUCUGAGGGGCGGGAGGGAUCUGAGCCUAUUGAGGAACACCAGUUUUCAGACCUAGAGGAAUCUGAUGAUGAUGAUGACAACGAGGAUGAUGAAGACGAGGAGGAAGAGGAGAGCCAAGAUGAACCACCUUUAAAGCUGCCGGAAGCCAAACACCCCACCCCACUGAUGCACUCUUCAGGUGGCUCUCCGACUUCUCAAGAGGAAGGCACAGAAACAGCAUCGUCCUUAGCCCAAGAAACUGCUUCCAGCAGCCAGAAAGUCGGUGAAGGCCAGCAGGGCUCCUCCUGUGGGCUGGAAACCAGGUGGUCAGCAGACAGCAGCGACAUCGCCGUGUGCCACAGCAUCCUGAGUCUCCACAGACCAGCUCUGACUUCCACCGAACAAUUGGCUUCUGCUGAAAGAGAGUCUGUCACCAGGCCACCCAUGUCCCUAGCCAUGGAACUGUCAGCCUCAAAAGACACCUCCCCAAGGAAAAGGUGGUCUCCGAGCCAGGACUCCAGCAGAGCUGGCGGCAGCAGCAGACCAAUGCUAGCGAGAAAGCAUCUGUUAACCAAAAAUGAAACUUCACCCAAACGGUUUUCACCCACCGGGGAGAUGUCUCCUCUGAGGUGCCUGUCCCCAGGGAGAGGGCUGUCCCCGUGCCCACGUGUCUCUCCCAGGAGGGAGGCAUCCCCGCUGCGGUGCGUGUCGCCGAGGCUCGAGCUGUCACCCAGCAGGCAUCUGUCCCCCAGGAGAGAGCUGUCCCCCAGAGCGUACCUUCCUCCAGAAGGAGAGGCCUCAUCUCCCAGCAGAGAGAUGCCAUCGGGCAGGUAUUUAUCGCUGAAGAAAACCUUGCCCCCGAGCUGCUCGGAGGCACCCAGGUACCCAUCCCCUGGCAAGGAGGACGCGCCUGGGACAAGCAGAUCGGCAGCAGAUGACAAAAUUCAAAGCUCAUAUCAAGCCCAGCAUGGAAUAUUAUCUUCGAUGCCUCUACCUCACAGGUUCUUUGGCAAAAAUGUACAGCUCUAUGAAUCCAAGCUGAAGAUAGAACCCAGGAGCCCUCCACGCUCACCCGGCACCAUGCAGCCCAUCUGCUUCAGACCCUUGCAGGCACCUCACGAACUUCACACCCACAGCCGAGGAGAAGAGAAUGUCUUCAGCCACCUUCCACUGCACUCGCAGCAGCUCGCAAGGACCCCGUACCCCAUGAUUCCCAUCGGGGGCAUCCAGAUGGUCCAGGCCAGGCCAAGCACCCACCCCAGCUCCGUAAUGUCCCUGCCAGGGGGACACUUUUCACCUGGUGGCAGUAGCUUUGAGGAGCCAUGGGUGCCACGGGAGCCUUCAUCUGCAUCUGUCUCCCCGGUGGCAAAAGUUUCCAAAUACACGCUGUCCCCAGAGCCUACAAGCAGUGAGUGCUUGGAGGAGAAAAUGAGGACUAGUGAGCUUAAGCAAAAGCCAGACCCGGAGGAAUACAGGGUAAAAGUGUUUGCUGAGCCCAGCCCUGCGGAGCAACCGGGCCGCUCGGCAUCCCCAGCCAACCCCAGCACCACCCGCCAGCCCUCUCCAAAGCCUUCGACGAGUGGGGAUGACCCCUUGACUAACCCGGGCGAGAAGCAAUGUGGCAGCUCGAGCAGCCCUUUGGAAUCACCACACUGCACUUUCACCUCCGAGCUCCCAUCCCCACCACCGCCCCGCAGCCUGCAGCCCUCUGGAGAGCCCCACAGAGCCCCCAGGAGUCCCCGUGCAGAGCCCACAGGCGUAGGUCACGCUCAGACAGAGGCGGACGACAGCACGGGCAGUGCUUAAGUCCCUGCCAUCUGUUCCACCUUUAGGCUUCCUAUGUAAAAUCAACAGACAUUUUCAACACUAUUUCCUUUAGUAUAAUCAUCGCUAUACGAAGCACUCUAGUGAAUGACCAAACCCAUGGAAGUUUCCUGGUUUUCUUUGUCCCGGUCUGGUAUUAUCUCCACAUGUAUGCAGUUACUUGUGCCUUUUUCUAUACCUUUUGUUGCUUGAAAUGUACAAAAAUGUUUGAGGCUGUGAAUAUUUUUUUAGAGUUUUUUGGAAAGGGGUUUGUUAGACCUUGUCUUUUUUGCCAUUGAGGUGUGCGUUCUUAUGGGCCUGAGAGAUGCAGAAAGGAAAGGGUUAAGCAUUUUAAGAGGAAGAAGAUGCACUGAAAACAAAAACAAAAAGAAAAGAAAAACUUUUUUUUUAAUAUUGAUUCAAUGAUUAAAAAGAAAACCAAACCCUUGCUCCUGUGUACAGAAGUUUAUGAUUCGUAUUUAUUACAUGCUUUAUUUAAUUCUCGCAAAGUGCUUGUUGUUUUUUUUUUUCUCGCAUCCCUCUGAUUGCCUAUGGUUGUGCUUUAAACACUUGAGACUGCUUUACAUUUGAGAAACGUGUUUACCCUGAACUUGUAAAUGAAGCUAGCACUUCCUCGAGGAGGGGGAGGCUGUUCGCAGCGAGAGAAAUUGUCGCUCCAAGAGAAAAGCUCAUCGUGAACAUCUCUCCCUCCUGCAGAACAUCAAAGCACUUUUUUUUAUUCUUAAAAAAAAAAAAAAAAAAAAAAAGGGACACACACAAAGAUAUAAGUUCUUCAAAGAUUUACCUGCAAGAAGGUAGGAAUGUAUCGAAUGUAGCCCAGUGCUGGGCUUCAUCCCUCCAUCCCCAUAGCUGUGCCCAGAGCCCUCUCCAUGGUCCUGGAGCCCCUCUACCCCUGGCUCUAAGGGAGGCUCUCACCCCGCAGCCAUUUCUCCUCCCUGGUUUUUAGGUGGUGGACGAACUGCUCCAUCCCAUCCCGCGGGUUUGAACCUUGAGCUUUAGGGAUGCUGGAGGAGUCUGUGCUCUGCUUGGUGACUCUGUGCUCUGUUUUCUUUGUAUUUAUUUAUUUAAGCAGAACAUCUCCAUGUCGCCCUCAUUGAGCAGAUGGGCCCUUUUGGGGUAUUUUGGAAGGAAAAGUUACAGUGCUGAGUGCUUUGCAGUCAGCAUGUUCUGCAUGCAUGGUGACUUUUCCAAGAGCGGACUUUCCCCUCUGAGCUCCCGUGGCAAAGCAGUGGCCCCACUACCCUCAGAUACCAAAUACAGAGACCGACAGAGUAGCUCCGUCCAUGCGCUUUGAACCAUGGCCAUUGGGUAUGUGGCUGCCCCAGUGGACAGCAGAGGGUUAUCAGAAGGUUUUCUGAUCUAUGAAAUCUGUACAGACCCCUUUUUUUUUUUCUUUUUCAAAUUUUAACAGCAACAAAAAAAAAAAAAAAAAAAAGGAAAAAAAAAGAGAGAGAGAGAGAAGAUGAAAUAAAUAUUUAACCAGUGGAUCAGUUCUAUCUUCUUUCAGAGCUGUUCCAGUUUAUCGGGUACGUAAUACACUUUUUAAAAAAAAAAGUUUAAAAAAAUACCAAAAAAAAAGAAGAAAAAAGAAAAAAAGAAAUAAGAAAAGACCGUGAAUGAAAACAUAUUUCCUUGCCAGACUUGAUGAGCUACGAACUGUUCCCAUUUCAUGGGCAAAUACUAUAGAUUUUUUUAAUGAUCUGUGACUUUUUUUUUUCUAAUUAUUUUUAUUUUUUGCUUUUCUUGUAAAGGGAGUUAAGUACUAAAGAAGAUAUCCUGGAAAUAGCAUUAAGGCUGUGACGCUGACCAAAACAAUGUCCAGAAAGAACCCAUGUCUACCUUAAUAAGCACUUUUAUCGAGUUCCUCUUUCUUCCAUCUCCCUGGCCCCAAGCCUGAUCCUGCUCCCAUAUUCAGUCAAAUCUCAUGGCAGAAGCCAAGGCUGCAAACCCAGUUCAGCCCAGUGCCUCUGCUCAAUAGAACCUUAGGCACCAGCUUCAAUCCCUCCUGCCCAUUGGAACAACACUGAAGUGUGAUGUGUUGUGUGUGCAUCCCUGACCCUAACCCUAACCCUAAUCCUAACCCUAAUUCUACCCCAAAUUCAGCACUGGGUUCAGAUUUCCUGGCUUUUGCCACCUUUUUCUGCCUUGUCACACUCUUAACAUUAUUCCAAGGUAGCUUUUUGUAAUUUUUUUUUAAAUAUAUACAUACAUAUAUAUAUAUAGCAACUGUACAUAAAGAAAAACAAUGCAGCAGUUGUGCACUUGGCAUCCUGGUUUCAUUUGGUGCAUUUGACAUGAGCUUUGGGCUAGAUCAAAUUUGCUCAGCUUUCUGUAAUUGUAUUAUAAUCCUUGACCUGUUGGCACUUGGCACGGAUGUGGGUUUUUUCUUCCUUCUGUCAUUCUGAACAGAAGAAAAAGAAAAACAAAACAAAACCUUACAAAACCCAGAAACCUCUCAGCACAUUUUUGUUGGUGGUGGUUUUUUUUUUUGUUUUGUUUUGUUGUUGUGGCUUUUUUUUUAUGAUUAUGGCUUCUUUAAAGCUUUUCCAGAAGCUCCAGAUGAGUUCUGCAUCCCAGCUGCAGAGCAUCCCAGCUGCCUGUGGCUAAAAACCAGGGUGAGGAGGUGCAGGGGCUGUGCAGCAGCAGUGCUCCAUAGGUUGUGCCCUGCAGCCACAGAGCGGGUGCAUGCCGGGACAGCCAAAAACUCAGGGGCAAGGUGAACAAUCUCAGCCUGGUCCUGCUGCCCAGCGGGCACGGUGGGGAGGCUUUGGCUGGGGUGACAUGGUGCUUCAUGCGAUACCUAACGGGCGCAAUAUGGCCUAUUGUAGGCAAAAAGAAUCACAAAAAAAAAAAAAAAAAAAAAUCAAAAUGAUAUUUAAGGGCUACUAAUCCCGCCGACAGCUCAGAGCUCUGCGGGAAGGGCACCAGCAUCUCCGCCUGCGGGCAGGGCAGCAUCCCGGAACUGCCCCGUCACAAUGGGGGGACUCUGAGCACUCCGGGUGCCCCCAGUGCCUCGCACCCAUGUGCGUUGGCACCUUACUGCACCUUACUGCAGGUCUGGAGCCCCCUGUUCCUGCUGUUUCCUACCUGGAGCACCUGCUGUCCCUGCUGGCUAUUUCCUACCACUGUCUUCUUGCUGGGUGAAAGCUUUUUGCAAACCACAGUUUUUCACCUCACUCUGGGUAUCCCCUCUGUCUGCAAAAUGACGAUGAGAAAUUUAGAUUUGCUUUCCAAUGGGUGAGUUGGUUUCUGUGCAGGCACUUUGCAGAGGCAGGGAGCAGCGCUAUUUCUAAGAGAAAGUAUUAGUCACACAAGUAGGCAAAUGAAAAACCAAAGCUCAACCCUUGCUUUCCAUCAGCAGGUGGAAAUAAGCCCUCCUGCUUUCCAUCUGACAGAGCUCCUUAGUGCACAGCCAGGUGUCCCCGUACCCGAGUGCGUUGCUCAAUGGCAAACUUUUGGUCUUGCCUCCAAAAAAUGAUUUUGCAAGGAGAUCUUGUCCCAUAGCCUCAAGUAACUUCUUAAGGCCUUUUUGUUGAGUAUCCAGAGUCAACAAAGCACUCCUACGGGGACUUGUGCUGAAGCACUCCACAAAUUCCCAUAACGUCCUUUUGCUCAGAGCCCCCCCAAAUGGCCCCGUCUUUGGAGGCAGCUCUUUGCCACCUCUGACUACUCACAAGUUGUUGGCUGGGCACCCAGGGAACGCAGCAGGAAACCCUUAUGGUUGUGAUGGAGUGACCAUGACGUUAUGGUGCAUGGCUGGGGAACGCAUUUCAACACUUUCUUCUUAAGGGUGCCUGUGAGGUCUCACUGCUGGUGGUGACAAACGCACCCCCUCUCUCCAUCUCUGUGUUCAUUGGGCUCCACUGGUUGGGUUUCUCUGAAGCCAGCACUCACUUCUACCUGGUUUUUGUUUCCAACCCACAAAAACAGCACCUGAACAAGCAAUAUACGUGGUAACGUGGAAAUCAUUACAGUUAUUCCAUGCAAAAUCCUAAAGAAUUUGAUCUAGCCCUGUUCUGUGUUCUUGCAGUAUCACUGCUUACGUGGGUUCAUCAUGUGCUUCUCUUUUUUUCUUUCUUUUUCCCCCGUAUUUUCAUCUGUUGCACAGUAUUUACAAAUAAAACCAUAUUGUAAAUUAUUUACAAAAAAAAAGGAAA